AAAUAGAUCACGUCAUGAUACCAAAUUAUCCCGUCGAUGGCAUGGAACAUUGGGGAAUCAUUAUUUACGAUGAGUCAAAAGUUGUCUACGAUGAAAGCAAAGAUCCCACAUUUCGGAGAAAGGAAGUGGCGUCGUUAGUAGCACAUGAAAUCACACAUCAGUGGUUCGGCAAUUUUAUCACCCCAUCUUGGUGGUCUGACCUGUGGUUAAAAGAGGGAUUUGCUUCGUAUUUCCAGGAGUAUUUCCUCGACAAGAUAUUUGAAGACUGGCGGUCAAUGGACCUUUUCGUUACUGGGACCAUACACCAUACUCUCCAUCUAGAUGUUGGCUUAAUGGAUUCUGUUACAUUGAACCUUGACGAUCACUUGUAUAACAUCUUUGGUGGUGAAGUUUAUAACAAAGCUCCAGCAAUAUUGCGCAUGUUACAUCAUGCAGUGGGCGACAAGGUAUUUCGAAAGGGUAUCAUCAAGCAUUUCGCUACAAAGCAAUAUAUGGCGGUCACUCCCGAUGAUUUGUGGAGCGAUAUACAAAGUGCUAAAAACGAAGCCUCUUGGGUCCCUUAUAUGCGAGAUCAAAAUUUCGGAAUAAAAAAAGUGAUGGACACGUGGAUAAACCAAGAUCGUUAUCCUGUUCUGAAUGUGACGAUAAAUUACGAAACUAAUGAAAUGGCAAUAACACAAAAAUGUUUUCACGAACUUAUACCUGCCGAUAAUAAAUGGUGGAUACCCGUAUCCUACACUAAGCAGAGCUUUCCAGAUUUUUCCAAUACUAUGCCCAAUAAAUGGUUAAAACCAGAUGAAACGCUUCGAGUGCAAAUUAAUACAAGAGGUUGGAUUAUCGUCAAUCUACAACAAACUGUAUACUGUCGUGUCUAUUACGAUACCACAAAUCUGGAAAGAAUCAUACGUUACUUAAAUUCUGAGGAAUACACGAAAAUACACGUUCUCAAUCGUGCUCAAAUUCUGGAUGAUGCGUUUGCCUUUGUGCUGGAGAACCAAUUAGAUGGCUCUGUGUUCAUGAAUCUUAUAAGUUACCUAGGACGAGAAAGAGAUUAUAUGCCAUGGCGUACAAUGUUCCGAAUAAUAACUCGGAAUGUGAGGCACUUUAUACUGCCAGAGAGUGGAAGUCUCAAGUCACACAUAUUAGGAAUCCUUGAUAAGCUUCUUCAGCAUGUGGGAUACGAAGAAAAUCCUGAUGAUCACGAUAUCACAAAAAUGCUAAGGCUAGAUGCCAUAUACUACGCAUGUACCAUCGGUCACGCGGAAUGCAAGAGAAGGGCCGCCAUUAAAUUAAGCGAACAUCUCGCGGAUCCUGAUACUCACAAAGUUCCACAAUGGCGGCAACAUUGGACGUACUGCUUUGGUUUAGCGGUAGCUAAUAGGACCACUUGGGAUAAAAUGAUGGAACUAUAUCAGCGAACAUCUGAUGCGAAACUUUUGAAAAACUUGAAUUGUGCUGAAAAUCCUGAUAUCAUUAACAACUAUUUGCAUAUUUUAGCAUCGAAUACAACAUUAUUUAGCAAUCUGUACCAUACAUUUACCUUCAAUUCAAUUCUUCAAAACCAUGCACGCAACGAUUUGGUCCUUGACUACAUAUUAGCAAAUUUUGAUAAUAUAAAACCAAGAUUAGUUUCUACAAGUAUAACAAUAAAAAAUAUCAUUUCGAAUGUUUUUUCUAACGGACAAAUAUCCAAGGUAGAUUUUAUAA
Messenger RNA from Temnothorax curvispinosus, 1707 nucleotides. RefSeq names its product aminopeptidase N-like. The annotation marks the transcript as partial. The record is from RefSeq and is a predicted model, not a curated record. Gene Ontology annotation, biological process: proteolysis; peptide catabolic process. The transcript is spliced from 9 exons. Gene Ontology annotation, cellular component: cytoplasm. Lineage: Eukaryota; Metazoa; Arthropoda; Insecta; Hymenoptera; Formicidae. Gene Ontology annotation, molecular function: metalloaminopeptidase activity; zinc ion binding; peptide binding.